AUGUUCCGUCUCGCCUACUGCAACUGGUCACGCGCACGCGGAACCACCACCGCCUUCGUCGAGCCCAUGCCCGGCGAGACCUGCCGCGUGACCCUGAGCCUCCCACGCUACGUCGACGUCCAACCGGGCACUCACGCCUACCUCCGGUUUAGCGGCGUCCGCUCGUGGGAAAACCACCCGUUCUCUAUCGCCUGGGUUGAGCAUACCACCGAGGACGAGCUUCUUCCCAUCAGCGAAAAGGACGUCGGCGCCGGCACCUCCCGGAGCUUCAGCGUCAAGAAGCCCGUUGCCACCUCCGUCUCCUUCGUCAUCGGCGCCCACUCGGGCUUCACCCGCAAGCUGUACAACCGCGCAGUAGCCGGCACCGCCGACCUUCGACGACCCGGCAUCACCAUCCGCGCCGCCUUCGAGGGCCCCUACGCAGGCCACCAUUCGCUCGACAGCUACGGCACAGCCGUCCUCUUCUGCGGCGCCACGGGCAUCACGCACCAGAUCUCGUACCUGCGCCACCUGGUCGAGGGGUACGCGGACGGCACCGUGGCGACGCGGCGCGUGGUGCUGAUCUGGAUCGUGAGAGACUUUGAGUCGCUCGAGUGGAUCAGGCCGUGGAUGGACGCCAUUCUGCGGCUGCCGAGGCGGAAAGAGAUCCUGCACAUCAAGCUGUUCGUGACAAGACCAAAAAACCCGAGGGAGAUGGCCAGCGCGUCAAGGAGCGUGCAGAUGUUCCCUGGCCGGCCGAACAUACCCAUGUUGCUAGCCAAAGAGGUGUCUGAGCAGCAGGGCGCCAUGUGCGUGACGGUGUGCGGGCCGGGCGGGUUGGCGGACGAUGUGAGGCAUGCGGUGAGGGGAUGUCAGAGGGAGAGAGGGACGGUGAUUGAUUUUGUGGAGGAAAGUUUUACUUGGUAA
Molecule: messenger RNA, 906 nt
Organism: Sordaria macrospora k-hell
Lineage: Eukaryota; Fungi; Ascomycota; Sordariomycetes; Sordariales; Sordariaceae
Source: RefSeq, a predicted model, not a curated record